UGGGGACCGAAAGAAAACAAAAGAAGAUACAAUAAUCACAAGUCCAGACAGGCCACUACUUCCUGUUUUUAAAGAUUCUUAUUUGACUACAAAGACAUUGGCUCAGGGUUCAAUUCCAUCCCCCUCUAAUAAUUAACAUGAUUUAACAUAAACCUUUAAUCAAACCUUUUGUCGAGAUAAACAACACAUCAGAAGACCACUGGGACACUGCUUAUAAAACGACAACAAACAGGGUAAAUGACAUGCUUUUUCAUCUACAUGCUAUUUACUUAGACCAAAACAGGAAGUACAGUGGUCUCACACCAGACAAUUACAAGAAACGGGGCUGAAAGAGCAACUUGAAUCACUUCCUCGGCAGGCGCUCAGCACAGCGGCUCAGCACAGACCCUAUGGCACAAGAUGACAGAGACUGAGUUACACUGAAGUUUUUCCCGGAAUGACAACGGAGAAUCUGGGAUCUUUAGAGAGCAUGUCUGAGGAACUUGUCCCCAUAGAGUACCGCUACGCCGGACUGGUUUUCUACUCUGUCAUUUUCCUCAUCGGAAUUGUUGUCAACAUCACGGCGCUGUGGGUGUUUGCUCUGACCACCAAGAGGAGAAACUCUGUAACUAUUUACAUGAUCAAUGUAGCCAUAGUGGACCUCACCUUCAUUGUCCUAUUGCCCUUCCGCAUAAUAUACUAUGGCAAGGACCACUGGCCUUUCGGGGAUUACUUUUGCCGGAUCAGCGCUGCCCUAACAACAUUUUACCCCUGCAUGGCCCUCUGGCUUUUCGCCUUGAUCAGCGCUGACCGCUAUGUGGCCAUUGUUCAGCCGCGCCACAGCAAGGAGCUGAAGAACACAGGCAAGGCUGUGCUGUCCUGCGUCGGAGUGUGGGUCAUGACCCUGGGCAGCACGGCGCCCCUGCUAUUCACCGACGAAGACCCCGACCGCGCCUCGAACUUCACCACCUGCGCCAAGACGCGGGACAUAAUCCACCUGAAGCGCGAUAACCCCAUGAAUUUCGCGCGGCUCGUGUUCUUCUUCCUGGUGCCCGCGUCCAUCAUGCUGGCCUGCUACGGAAUCAUCGUGAACAACCUCUUCCACGGGCGGACCUCGAAGCUCAAGCCCAAAGUGAAGCAGAAGUCCAUCCGCAUCAUCAUCACGCUCAUCGUGCAAGUGCUGGUGUGCUUCGUGCCCUUUCACAUCUGCCUGAUCUUCUUAUUGCUAGAAGACAGCGGCCAUGACUAUAGUGCCUGGGCUGCCUUCACCACCUUCCUGAUGAACCUCAGCACUGUCUUGGACAUAAUCCUCUAUUAUAUCGUCUCCAAGCAAUUUCAGGACCGGGUCAUCAGCGUCAUCCUCUACAGGAACUAUCUACGCAGCGUACGGCGAAAGAGCCUGCACACCGGCAGUGUACGCUCUAUAAGCAACCUCACCAGUGCUAUGAUUUAAGGGUUAGCCGAUGCCUGUACCUAUCAGCUCAUAUCCUAUUUAUGAACGCUUACAGAAACAUCAUAAAGCUAGUACUAUACCUUCUUUUCCAGUUUUUCGAAAACAAUUUUUUGAAUGUGUCUGAAGGCUGUAAACCCGUAUAAUCUAAUCUUGAGCCAUUAACUUCUUCAAAGAUACUUAUUAUUAUGUAUUUUUUUUGGUAAAUAGAAAGCAUGUGAAAAAUACUUAAUAUGUCUAAGUGUACCGUCAUAUUUGAUAAUAAAACGCAUUUCAUUAAAUCCUGAAA
Messenger RNA from Paramormyrops kingsleyae, 1718 nucleotides. RefSeq names its product G protein-coupled receptor 18 (gene gpr18). Gene Ontology annotation, molecular function: G protein-coupled receptor activity. Gene Ontology annotation, biological process: phospholipase C-activating G protein-coupled receptor signaling pathway; positive regulation of Rho protein signal transduction. Lineage: Eukaryota; Metazoa; Chordata; Actinopteri; Osteoglossiformes; Mormyridae. The record is from RefSeq and is a predicted model, not a curated record. Gene Ontology annotation, cellular component: plasma membrane.